GGAGUGUUAGACCGAGUUACUGCCGCAGACCUUGACGACUGCGUUCGUCCUCUUGGGUUUCCCAGGAUGUUCUUUUACCUGAGCAAGAAAAUCGCCAUUUCGAAUAAUGUGAAGCUGAAAUGUAUAUCUUGGAACAAAGACCAAGGAUUCAUAGCAUGUGGUGGUGAUGAUGGAUUACUGAAAGUUUUGAAAUUGGAGACGCGAACAGAUGAUGCAAAAUUGAGGGGUCUUGCAGCUCCUAGUAAUCUUUCUAUGAAUCAGACUCUUGAAGGUCACAGUGGUGCUGUUCAAGUUGUAACAUGGAAUGAACAGUAUCAGAAGUUGACUACCAGUGAUCAAAAUGGGCUUAUCAUCGUAUGGAUGUUAUAUAAAGGCUCUUGGUAUGAAGAAAUGAUCAACAACAGAAACAAGUCCGUGGUUCGCAGUAUGAGCUGGAAUGCCGAUGGACAGAAGAUCUGCAUCGUGUAUGAAGACGGGGCCGUGAUUGUUGGCUUUGUGGAUGGGAAUCGUAUUUGGGGAAAGGACUUGAAGGGUAUACAGCUAUGCCAUGUAGCAUGGUCAGCAGAUAGUAAAAUCUUACUAUUUGGAAUGGCAAAUGGGGAAAUACACAUCUUUGAUAAUCAAGGGAAUUUUAUAAUGAAAAUGAAGCUCAGCUGCCUGGUGAAUGUCACUGGAGCAAUCAGCAUCGCUGGCAUCCACUGGUACCAUGGCACAGAAGGCUACGUGGAGCCGGAUUGUCCUUGCCUCGCUCUUUGUUUUGAUAAUGGAAGAUGCCAAAUAAUGAGACAUGAGAAUGACCAAAACCCUGUUCUAAUUGACACCGGCAUGUAUGUGGUCAGUAUCCAGUGGAAUCACACUGGCAGCGUGUUAGCUGUGGCAGGAUCCCAGAAGGCAGUCACUCAGGAUAAGGAUGUAAACACUGUGCAGUUUUACAGUCCAUUUGGGGAGCAUCUGGGCACUCUGAAAGUUCCUGGAAAGCAGCUGUCUGCCAUAUCUUGGGAAGGAGGGGGGCUAAAAAUUGCCCUGGCUGUGGAUUCCUUUAUAUAUUUUGCAAAUAUUCGACCAGAUUACAAGUGGGGCUAUUGCUCAAAUACUGUAGUUUAUGCAUACACCAGACCUGAUCGACCAGAGUAUUGUGUCGUCUUCUGGGAUACAAAAAACAAUGAGAAAUAUGUUAAAUAUGUGAAGAGUCUUGUUUCUAUUACUACCUGUGGAGAUUUCUGUAUUUUGGCCACUAAAGCUGAUGAAAAUCAUCCUCAGGAGGAGAGCGACAUGGAAACAUUUGGUGCAAUGUUUGUGCUUGUUCUUUGUAAUUCUAUUGGCACACCUUUGGAUCCCAAAUACAUCGAUAUUGUACCAUUGUUUGUCACAAUGACCAAAACCCAUGUGAUAGCAGCUUCGAAAGAAGCAUUUUAUAUUUGGCAGUAUCGUGUGGCCAAGAAACUCACAGCAUUGGAAAUCAAUCAGAUCAUGCGGUCUCGAAAAGAAGGAAGAGAAAGAAUAUAUCAUGUUGAUGAUACUCCUUCUGGAUCAGUGGAUGGGGUGCUUGAUUAUAGUAAAGCCAUCCAAGGAACAAGAGAUCCAAUUUGUGCCAUAACUGCAUCUGAUAAGACACUGAUUGUGGGUCGGGACUCCGGCACUCUUCAGAGGUACAGCCUUCCGAAUGUUGGCUUGAUUCAGAAAUACUCCCUUGAUUGUCGAGCCUGCCAGUUAUCCUUGAAUUGCAACUCUAGUCGUCUUGCUAUCAUAGACAUUUCAGGAGUUCUGACUUUCUUUGACUUGGAUGCACGAGUAACAGACAGUACGGGACUGCAAGUAAUUGGCGAGUUGUUAAAACUGGAGCGAAAAGAUGUCUGGGAUAUGAAGUGGGCCAAAGAUAAUCCUGAUUUGUUUGCAAUGAUGGAGAAGACAAGAAUGUAUGUUUUCAGAAACUUGGAUCCAGAGGAACCUAUUCAGACUUCUGGAUAUAUUUGUAACUUUGAGGAUUUAGAAAUUAAAUCUGUUCUUUUGGAUGAGAUACUAAAGAAUCCAGAACACCCAAAUAAGGAUUAUAUAAUUAACUUUGAAAUCCGGUCCCUGCGAGACAGUCGAGCAUUGAUUGAGAAGGUUGGAAUUGAAGAUGCCUCUCAAUUCAUUGAGGACAAUCCGCACCCCCGGCUUUGGCGCCUGCUGGCUGAAGCAGCUCUUCAGAAAGUGGACUUGCAGACUGCAGAGCAAGCAUUUGUGCGCUGCCGAGACUAUCAAGGAAUCACGUUGGUGAAGCGCUUGGCCAAUCUGCAGAGUGAGUCCAUGAAGCAGGCUGAAGUCGCUGCCUACUUCGGCAGGUUUGAAGAGGCGGAAAGAAUGUACCUUGAUAUGGAUAGAAGAGAUCUUGCUAUUGGCCUCCGGCAGAAAUUGGGAGAUUGGUUUAGAGUCCUUCAACUCUUGAAAACCGGAUCUGGUGCUGCAGAUGACAGUCUCCUUGAGCAAGCCCACAAUGCGAUUGGAGACUACUUUGCUGAUCGACAGAAGUGGUUGAAUGCUGUACAAUAUUAUGUUCAAGGCCGGAACCAAGAACGAUUAGCUGAAUGUUAUUAUAUGUUGGAAGAUUAUGACGGAUUGGAGAAUCUUGCCAAUUCACUUCCAGAAAACCAUAAAUUACUUCCAGAAAUAGCACAAAUGUUUUUGAGAGUUGGAAUGUGUGAACAAGCUGUUGCAGCUUUUUUGAAAUGUAAUCAACCAAAGGCAGCCGUAGAUACCUGUGUCCAUCUGCACCAAUGGAACAAAGCUGUGGAACUGGCUACACAUCAUAGUAUGAAGGAAAUUGGAUCCCUGCUCGCUAGGUACGCUUCUCACCUCUUGGAAAAGAAUAAAACUCUUGAUGCCAUAGAACUCUAUCGGAAAGCCAAUUACUUUUUUGAUGCAGCUAAGCUGAUGUUUAAGAUUGCAGAUGACGAAGCAAAGAAGAGAAGCAAGCCUCUGCGUGUGAAAAAGCUCUACGUGCUGUCUGCUCUGCUCAUAGAGCAGCACCACGAGCAGCUGAAAAGUGCCCAGCGGGGAAAAGCCAAAGGAAAGGGUUCAGAGGUUACUUCUGCUUUGGCUGGUUUGCUGGAAGAGGAUGUUCUGUCUACAUCCAGUCAUUUCACAGACAAUGCUUGGAGAGGGGCUGAGGCAUACCACUUCUUUGUCCUUGCACAGAGGCAGCUCUAUGAGGGAUAUAUGGACAGUGCCUUGAGGACAGCUCUCCACUUGAGAGACUAUGAAGAUAUUAUCCCUGCUGUUGAGAUCUACUCUCUGUUAGCACUCUGUGCCUCUGCUGGUAGAGCUUUUGGUACCUGCUCAAAAGCUUUUAUUAAACUGGAAUCCUUAGAUACGCUCAGUCCACAACAGAGGAAACAAUAUGAAGAUCUUGCUCUAGAAAUCUUCAUGAAGCAUACUCCAAAAGACAGCAGGAAAUCUGAAAUGGACAGUCUUCUUGAAGGUGGGGAAGGAAAACUGCCCACAUGUGUUGCCACCGGCAGCCCCAUCACUGAAUAUCAAUUCUGGAUGUGCAGUGUGUGUAAGCACUGCGUUCAGGCUCAGGAAAUCAGCAACUACAACUUCUGCCCCCUGUGCCAUAGUCCAGUGAGCUAGAGAAGCACACAGUUGUAUGUAAUUGCAAAACAUGCUAUGUAUAUAAACCUGAUCAGUAAAUAUACAGUUUUAUAUAAAUGGUUGAUUCCUAUAAAUAUUGUAUGAAAGUUAGCUCAUUAUUUUCAUAGUUGUACUCUUAUAUAGUUAUUUUAAAAUAAUAUUAGCUUUUGUACAAAAAUAUAAUUAUGAAAUAAUGGGGUUGGUUUGAGUAGACAAUUUAUAGUAAUCCACCUUGUUUUUAUAUCUACAUAUCUAUUAAAUUUACCUUGUGGGUGGUUACAAAAAUAUUCCAAAUAAGAAGUUUGGGAGGGACAGGGGAUAUGGGGGGUAAUGUUUGAACACAUGUAGUACUGCAAAUGGGUCCUAUCUGUAGCUAUAUUUAUGUUGUCUUGAAUGUUUUCCAUGAUUUGUUUUCAUAAAAGAGAGGACACUUUGGGAUAGUUUUUAUAGUUUGAAUUGCUUCUAACAGCUUUAUUCCCUUUCCUUUUUGAGCUACCCUUGAGUCUCUUUUUGAUCCGCUUCAUAUUAUUAUGCAGAAAACUCUUCUCUAUGUCUAAUGACAUAAAUUUAUAUAAGAACAGCCAUUUUGAAAUAUUGCCACUAAGUGGGACCCUUCAUUUAAGUAACAUGUGCUGUAGGGAACAGUUCUUCCUGGCUAUGUAUGUUUUAAAUUCAUUAUCAUUCAAGAGAAAAAAUGGCAGUGAGUACUGGGGAAUUUCUUACCUGUAUUGCUGAUAUUGCCCUUUAGUUAAUUCUCAUGAAUGGGUAUUCCCUCAUUUUCUGAGACCAGAGUUUGACACUGCUGAGUUUGACAAGAGUGCUGAGGUUUGGGUAUUAUCUAGUGAGAUCGUGAAUAAAGGAAAAUAUACAGUAUUGUUCUUACAGUUUCAUUAUUUAGUUUGUUGUCUGAUUUUGAUGCAUUUGUCUUUGUUUUUCUUUAAAGACAGGGUUGGUCUGGUACAGAUUGGGAAUAAUGAGUUAUAAAACGAGGUUUAGAGCCCAGGCAAACUUGAAAUAGAUACCAGACUCUAAUGCCUCAACAACAUGAAGAGACCGGACAUUGUGGGACUUCUCUGUGUUCGCGCAGGUAGACGAACACUAUUGAGGAUAGGAUGUCAUUGAGGUGGAAAGACACAGUCCCUGAAUCCUGGGUUAUAAAAUAUUCUGAUGCCGGACUCUCAGUUGGCCUCAUCAGCCUGCCCUGGAGCGGGUCUUCAGGAAGAGAACCAGAGUUGGGGUUUCUACUGGGGGACUCAAAAACAAAUAGAUCAUAUUAUUGAAAGGUAGAUCCUGAGUUUCUGUCUCUACUCCUUAUUCAGUUUUGACUUAGAAAUAACCCUUUAAACCUUUGGACCUUAAUAUCAUUUAUGAACACACAUAAACAAACGAACACACACAUACAAAAGCACACACAUCUCUGGAGUCCCAUCAUGUCUUAGUUUAAAGUGUAUGACUGGGUUUCUAUCAGUGAAAGGUUUGAUGAUCUGCUGCAGUGUCUCAGUGACCUGUAUCUUGAUCAGAUAGGUUGAGAGAGGGAGAGAGAGAGAGAGAGAACCCAUGAUAUAAGUUGAUCCAAUUGGUUGUCUUCGGGAAAAAAGAAAUUUCAAGAUGACACGACCAGCACAUUUUUCUCCAGUGGAGACGGGGACUGGGAGUGGGGAGAAUAGUCCCAGAAUUAUUCAUAUAAAACAAAUCCCUAGAAAUAAAUUGGACAGAGAGAAUCGAGCAGUGUACUGAAAACAACUUAAUGAAAUGAUUAUAAUGUUCUUUUCUGUCAUUAAAUACCAACUGAAUGCUA
Messenger RNA from Echinops telfairi (small Madagascar hedgehog), 5410 nucleotides. It is a transcript of the gene WDR35, whose product is annotated as WD repeat domain 35. Gene Ontology annotation, cellular component: non-motile cilium; intraciliary transport particle A. Gene Ontology annotation, biological process: non-motile cilium assembly; protein localization to cilium; intraciliary retrograde transport. The record is from RefSeq and is a predicted model, not a curated record. Gene Ontology annotation, molecular function: protein binding. NCBI's taxonomy places the organism in Eukaryota, Metazoa, Chordata, Mammalia, Afrosoricida, Tenrecidae. The transcript has 28 exons. The coding region runs from base 67 to 3612 and encodes 1181 amino acids.